UUCAGCGACAGUUCACAGUCUCUCGACACUAGAUUCCUCUGAACAAUGUAUUCUCUUGUCUUGUCUGCUGUUCUCUGCGUCGUUGUGGCGGACACUCAUAAUGGCUUCGGAGCGCCCUCUCCUCCCAGCAACGGCUAUGCGCCCCCAAGUAACACCUAUGGCACGCCCAACGGUGGGUACGGAGUAGACCCUGAGAUUGCCGCUUUGGCCGAGAACAUUCCCGGGGGCGGCGUCCCCGGCGAGGACUACCCCAUCUUGGCUUCCGUGCCCGACACCGGCUUCUCGUGCGAUGCCCAGGCGGUGCAAGGUUAUUACGCCGACACUGCAGCUGAAGCCGGCUGCCAGGUGUUCCAUAUCUGCCAGGACCGCGCCCUCAGGCGCCAACAGGACUCGUUCCUGUGCCCCAACGGUACCAUCUUCAACCAGCAGUACCUGGUAUGUGACUGGUGGUUCAACGUGGACUGUUCUCAAGCUGAGAGCUUCUACUCCGUCAACGAACUCAUCGGAGUCGUUCCCGACGCCGGUUAUGCUUACGCUGCCGCUACCAAUGGUCUUACCGGUGGCAACGGCAAUGGAUAUGGAAAUGGAAGGAAAUGAUAUGGUAGAUGUGGA
Penaeus chinensis is the source of this 612-nucleotide messenger RNA. RefSeq lists its product as uncharacterized. Bases 46 to 597 code for a protein of 183 amino acids. Lineage: Eukaryota; Metazoa; Arthropoda; Malacostraca; Decapoda; Penaeidae. Gene Ontology annotation, cellular component: extracellular region. The transcript is spliced from 3 exons. The record is from RefSeq and is a predicted model, not a curated record. Gene Ontology annotation, molecular function: chitin binding.